CUCACAAUACCUCUCACCACCUCAACGCGCCUCACCUCAAUCACCACCACCACCAUCGCCACUGCUAAGAUGUCAGACAUAACAGAGCUGAACCCAAUCCACGCGCCAUUCUUUGGCCUCGCGGGCGUGGCCGCCGCAAUGAUCUUCUCCUCGUUCGGGGCCGCGUACGGGACGGCCAAGGCCGGCAUCGCCAUCGCAGGAAUCGGCACGUUCGCACCCGAACUGAUCAUGAAGUCGCUGAUCUCCGUCAUCAUGUCGGGUAUCAUCGCAGUGUACGGACUCGUCAUUGCCGUUCUCAUCGCCGGAGACCUGGGGCCCAACAACAGCUACAGCUUGUUCUCGGGGGUGGUACACCUGGCUGCGGGGCUCAGCGUCGGACUGGCGGGCCUCGCCGCUGGAUACGCUAUUGGCGUGGUGGGGAAUGCGGGCAGUCGCGCGUUCCUGCUGCAGCCGAAGGUGUUCGUCGGCAUGGUCCUGAUCCUUAUUUUUGCUGAGGUGCUGGGUCUCUAUGGCCUGAUCGUCGGGUUGAUUUUGAAUACGAAGACUAGUGGGUAGACGCAUGGAGGGGGGAGAGAGGGGAGAGAGAGAGAGAGGUGUAUGCUGGAUGAUGGGAGCUGUUUCCUUGGUUUGGUUGCGCGUUGCUUUUUCUUUACUCUUGCUGCUAGAUGAGAUGGCGGAUGUGCACAACUUGACUGUAAUUGCUAUUGCAUAUGUUUCCUGCUUCUUGCUUCCGCUAUAUCUACUAUGAACGAAUACCCCCAUAUCCAACAUA
Messenger RNA from Tricharina praecox, 772 nucleotides. RefSeq lists its product as uncharacterized. Lineage: Eukaryota; Fungi; Ascomycota; Pezizomycetes; Pezizales; Pyronemataceae. The record is from RefSeq and is a predicted model, not a curated record. Gene Ontology annotation, molecular function: proton-transporting ATPase activity, rotational mechanism. Gene Ontology annotation, cellular component: proton-transporting V-type ATPase, V0 domain. The transcript is spliced from 2 exons. Bases 70 to 555 code for a protein of 161 amino acids. Gene Ontology annotation, biological process: proton transmembrane transport.